AUGUCGAUUUCAUCGCAGGAUCGGCGUGGAACGCUGAUGAGCACCCUAGUUGGUGCUUUGUUAGCUCGAACCGAGCAAACUUCGCCGGUUUCCUCGCGUAAUCUUCCCGAAACUGGCAGGAAGUUGUCCUUCAUGCGCAUGAAACCGAACUUGACAAAAGCGAAGUUGAAUAGUUCUGUUAAAAAAGGACCUCCAAAUUCACCCGCAUCUCCAAUAAUUGCACCUCGGUCUCCUGCUGUCCUGAAUUCCCCAAACUCUCCAGCAAUCUUACGUAAUCCUCCGAAAUCCCCGGCUGUCUCCAAAGAAUUUCCGAAACCGGAUCAGAGCUCGUUGAGUAAUGCAGCCGUGGACUCGCCGAAAACGGAUGUCGAUGCGAAGUUGGAUCAAGUUUGUCCUAGUCCAGCUGUGAUAAAGCCAGUUGCUGCAGAUGUGACUGAAACAGAGGAGAUCCGAUGUGUGGAAUUUGUCGAACACGAACAUCGCGAAGACGAAGGAAAAUCUACGCCUCGAAUCAAGGAACCGAAUAAGAUUAAAGCCGCCUUGCAGACAUCUUCGAAAAGGAAUGCGAAGAAGCAGAAAGUGCUGCGUCAAGAAGUUAUCGACGGACAAAUCGGAGAUUCUUCGGAUUCGGAGAAGGAAGAAAUUUGUGCCGAUAAUCACCCAACCGACAACAUUAUGAUACUGAAGAGGCGCGCUACGAAGGGAUGUCUCCGCCGAAACCCAGCCACAAGCAAGCUGAUCGAUUGGAAGAAGGAAGCGAUGGAGAAGUUCGAUCGAGAUGAUCCAGAGAGUGCCUUUACCAUGCGGGAUCUGAUUUUUUUCCGAGGUCAAAGAGAGAAGAAAUGCGAAGAGGAAGAAGAGGCUGCAGAGGACACUGAAACCCGAGAAAAUAUUUUUUCCGACGAUCCGUUUUCAUCAGUCGCUUCUAGACAUGAAAACAUUCCAAAAUCAGAGAAUGUGAUCAUCAAGCGAGAAGAAACUCAGGGAACAGUCAAGAGUGAACGGUGUUCAACGUUGGGUUCCAAAUCGGAUCCGCCCCUCUCUGAUCCUGCUCCAGUUUCUGCUGACGUUUUGGAAGAAAAUGAGGAAGAAGUUGAUGAUGACGAAGAUAUUGGUGCCCCGAAAGUGAAGAUUGGUGCCGAUGGAUCCAUUAUCCUCGAUGAAGAAAGCCUGGUAGUUCGCACGAAAGCGUCAAAGGAGGCCGACAAAAUGAAGAAUGCUCCUGUGAUACACGAUCCGGAUUCUUUCAUGUUUGUUUCUGAAGACCGUAGGAGAAACCUGGCCAUGUUUUAUCGAGCUCUGUCGGUCGUUGGGACAGACUUCAGUAUGAUGGAAGCCUUGUUCACAAACCGAACCCGGAAGGAAUUAAAGUCAAAGUAUCGCGUUGAAAGUCGCCGAAACCCGAAACUUGUUGACCGAGCAUUGACGGGAGAAACUCGUUUUGACCUCGCUCUUCUACCAGAAUUCCAGGAAAUCGAUAAGGAGAAAAAGCCUGCUGGUCGAAGGAAGAGAACUCGUCGAAAGUCGGUGGAUGACGAUGACUUAUCCGUGAAUCAUGACAAGAUACCGAACAAAAAACAGCAGAAAAAAAUAAAAUUAGGUACUUUAUCUGGAGUACCAGAGAAAAAAAGAAGAGGGAGGGCUAAAAAAGCUCCUCCGAAUCCGGACGAUAAAUCUACCGCCGAUCCGGAUCAAGCCGAAGAACCUUCAGUUUCUCUGGAGGUUUCAUUUCCGUCGCCGCGAGUGAGCUCGUCUCUUCCCGUAGCCGUCCCUGUUCCUAAUCCGAUUGGAACAGAAGAACCGGAAAGCCAAAAUAAAACUUUUGCAGAAAUGACCACUCUGGGGUCUUCUGUAGCUUGCCAGACAACCGAACCUGCUUCCAUGCCUUCCACGUCGAAGGCUAAAAUUGUGAUCUGUUCGACAGUGUCGGACUUGUGCUCCUUGUGUCCGAAGUUUAGUGUGUUCGCGCCGGAAAAUAAGAAUCUUAGCGAGAGUGAGUUGCAAGAAGCGAUUGCUGAAGGAAUGCGCCACGUCAGCGCCGAGAGAGCCAAGAGUGCCGCCAUUCCCGCGUCGAAACACGGACCGCGUUGUCCGAAUGUGUUCCCUGAAGUUUCCAAGUCAGUUGUUGAGAAGAGGUCUGAUUCCCCGGAAACACUUCCCGGCUUGUUCUCAGUCAUGCGUGCUGCGAUGAGCUCAACUCUUGCCAGUUCAUCUUCAGCAUCCGAAAACCCCGUCAUUGAUGAAACCGAUUCUAUGAUUAUCGCGUCUGAACCCGCUCUUAUCGCUUCCGAAGUUGUCUAAAUCAUUCUUCAUCCUUCUCAUGAUGCUGUAUUUCGGGAAUUCGGAAGAUUUUCGACUGUUACUCUAAAAUCCAUGUAAGACAUUCCUGUUGAAUGACAAAAUUAUGCGUGAAACCCGUGCGUAAAGGAUGUGAAAUUGUCCGCUUGAAAAUAAUUGUUUCUCUAGUCUACGCCACCUUGUGCGUUCAUGGAAUGGGAACGGAAGUAUAAUUUUAUGCAAUUCUGGGAAGGUUUUCUUUCCGAAUUGAAUGGUUUACGCUGAUAUAAGUUGCACGCUUUUGAUUCGCGAAAAAUCUUGGGUCUUUGUAUUAACGACACCCCAGAUUCUCAUGCUCAAUGCUGCAUUACCGAGUGGUUCCGGAAUGUCCAUCUGUGAAUAAUGCUCAUCAAGUCGUCUUACAUUUUAACCGAAAAAUAAUUUAUUUCAUUUGAUCUGAGGUUGAAAUGGGGAAGAAAAAGAAGAAAUGGGUAUCUGAAAGUACUUUUGUCGCCGUUAAUCGGUAGUUUUUAUGCUCCCUCCAAGGUGUAUUAGAAAUAAAGUUAAAUUCGGCCUUUCUUGACAGUUCGCUAUUGUAAUGCAUUGUGUUAUCGGAGGUACAUAAUACUGUAUAAUAUAUGUACUUUCUCAGUUCCAAUCAGGCGAAUAAAGUUCUUUUUAUCAACAUUUACUAGUAAAUCAUAGUGCGCCUUAGAUUCUCUCGCAAACGUUUUCGUGGUUUGAGGAGCUGAAUAUGUUGCGAGUCGAAGCAUUGUGUGCUUCUUAUAUUCGCGUAAAUGGAAUAGUUUCUUCCUUCAUUCCAUUACCCAAUGCGAUAUUAGUAUUGAACCUUGCCGCCUUGGAAAUUUGUUGAUGAAAUUUUACGCGGUUGUUUCCGAAGCUUUAGUUUCAAAAAAUGAAAGCAUAUUGUUUAAUUUUAAAUUUAGCAGCUAUUCCUGCGAGAAAAAUUAGAUUUUGCAGGUGAUCGAGAAGCUCGAUUGUGUUCCAGGGUCGAAUGGUUGCUAGUGAUGUCCAUUUCAUUGCAUUUCCGCGAAGGAACUUUCAGCUCUGUUUCCCUGAAAUUGGGGUUGGGUCAGUGUUCUGGAGAACGCGACGGAUUCGAAUCGAAAUACACGUGGUUCUCCAACGCUUGACGAGAAGGAAAA
Notodromas monacha is the source of this 3443-nucleotide messenger RNA. NCBI's taxonomy places the organism in Eukaryota, Metazoa, Arthropoda, Ostracoda, Podocopida, Cyprididae. The record is from the annotation of a GenBank genome assembly.